This is a messenger RNA of Drosophila ficusphila, 2969 nucleotides long. It is a transcript of the gene m-cup, whose product is annotated as protein fem-1 homolog C. Bases 559 to 2652 code for a protein of 697 amino acids. The transcript has 6 exons. Gene Ontology annotation, molecular function: protein binding. Lineage: Eukaryota; Metazoa; Arthropoda; Insecta; Diptera; Drosophilidae. The record is from RefSeq and is a predicted model, not a curated record.
GCAGCUGUUUCAGUUAUUGUCACCCCCCAAGUUGUGUACACACUGUUUUGACGUUAAGAGUUCUCCUGACUUUUUAUUUAUAAACAGAAAAACACGGAAAAACAUGGUGUAAACCGUGAACCAGACACCCACACCACUACACGGCCACCCACACACACACCGGCCUCGUUGUUGUUGCUUGAUUUUUGCAAUUGCGAAUUGUGAAAGUCCCUGAAAAAGGAACCCCAUUAGAUUAUGCACCCAAGUUGCACGCUAAACAGACACAGAAAUUGAUUCGGAGAGAAGGAAAAGCAGCCAAGCAGACAUACAGAGAGAGAAAAAGAAAGUACUCGGACGGCCUUGGGCGACACAAAAACGGGAGCAGCGAGAGACAACCCAAUUAAGUCGCCCAGGCUUGUGGGUUCAGUAGGUCACUGCCACAUCGCUUUUGCAAGGGGCAGUGGCCCAAGGACAUCCGGGAGGAGGCCUACACCCACAGUCUACACAGCACAGCCCAAACCCACUGCACAGGAUAAAGAUAUAUAGCCACCCUAUUGGCAAUGAGACGGUUCGCUGGCAAUGCGCUCACUUGAAGGCAGCCGUCGUCAGGUCGAGCAGCUGGAGCUGGAAGCCAAGGAUCAGGUUCGAAGUCCUCGCCAGGAGCAGGAGCAGCCAGUCGCACGGCCAUCGAUGGCCAACGAACGCAAGCAAAGCAGUCCCAAGGUGGAGCUCACCAAGCUCAGUCACGAGCUGAUCGAGGAGUGCAAGCGCAGCCAAGAGGACUCGCUGCUGUCGCGCCACCUUCGCCACGAGCUGGAAAAGCUGCCCCGCGAUUCCCGUCGCGAGUUGGUGCGAAAGCAGCGCAAUGGUUGCGCACCCCUUUUUAUUGCCGCUAAACGGGGCGCCGUGGUUAUUGCCGAGUAUCUCAUCACCAUUUGCGAAGCCGACAUCGAGCAAAGAGGACACUUUGAAGUGCCGGAGGACAACAGCUUCCACUAUGUAUCGCCACUUUGGGCAGCCGUCGUCUCCGGCAAAUUGUCUAUGGUCAAAUAUCUGGUCCGGAUUGGAUGCGACAUUAAUGCCACCUCCGAUUCGGGAUCGACGCCCGUAAGGAGUGCCUGCUACAUGACUCACGUCGACAUCGUCAAGUUCCUGGUGGAAAACGGAGCCGACAUCAAGCGCCCAAACAUUAAUGGAGGCACCUGUCUAAUCAACUCUGUGCAGUCUGUGCAGUUAUGUUUAUACUUGGUGCGAAAAGGAGCAGACAUUAAUGCCAGGGACAUCCAGGACAAGACAGCGCUCCAUUAUGCGAUCCAGGAACACCGACUGGACACCACUAAGAUGUUGAUUGAGCAAGGCGCCGACCCGUAUGCCAAGAGUCGUUACGGAGACGAUGCCCUGCGGACUGCCUGCCUGAAGGGAGCUCAUCAGAUCUUUGACUUCCUUAAGAAGGAACUAAAUUAUUUGCCAGCAAGGCUGGCGGAGGCCCACGAGCUGAUGGGAUCGACGUUCCUGGACGAGCACAACGAGUCGCGUGUGUGCAUUCUGCACUGGCGCAUGGCGCAUCACAUCCGCGCAGCAUAUACGCCGUAUAUCGAAAAGAAGCCACAGGUUCCUCUUCGCACUGCCUACGAGAAUGCCGUGGAGUUUAGUACUCUGGAGGAACUGGACAACAUUGCCACCGAUAUGGAUGCGAUGCGAACGCAGAGCCUGCUUAUUUGCGAGCGGGUUCUGGGACUGACCCACAAGGAUAUGCUGUUCCGGUUAACUUUCAGGGGCGCCUCGUAUGCAGAUUCGUUGCAGCUUCAGCGAUGCAUUGAUCUGUGGCGCUUCCUCCUCGAGGUGCGCGUUUCCAACUGGUCCAUCCUGCACUUUGAGACUUGUUUCGCCGCUCAGGCGCUGGUGCGUCUGAUGCUGGACUUGCAUGUCCAGAACUCGAGUCACAUACGAAGCGAUGCGAGAGCCAGGUUCGUGCAUCAGGAUAAUGUGCUGCCCAGGUUCGAGGAUGUGCUCGGGGUCUUCAGAACUCUGGCGGAGAGCGCCACUGUGGUGAAGCACCUGCUGCUCUUGCGACCGGUUUUUAGGAGACAGCAGGAGAACUACGAUCGCGUGAUGAGGUGUCUGGCUCAUCUCAUUUAUCUGUUGAUCAAUACCGUCCAUACGGAGGCGCAGAACAAGCUCAUCUGCCAGGCGGUCCACGAGGCGGUGGUGGUGGGCAACCUGCGCAGCGCCAGCACCGCCGACACAAUGCUCCACCUCUGCGCCUCGCGGCUAAACGUCAUUAAGAGCGGCUACAUCACUGACGACAAUUUUGCCGAUAAGACUGUGUUCCCAAAUGCGGAUGUCAUCAAACUGCUCAUCCAGUGCGGUGUUGAUGUGAACAUCAAGAACGAAGCCAAAUCCACGCCCCUGCACGUGGCUUGUCAGCCCUACAACUAUGACAAUGAGAUUGUUCACCUGUUGCUCAAGUGCGGAGCGGACAUCGAUCAACCGAAUCGAGCCGACAAGCGGCCCUACGACUUAAUAGCAUCCAAUCCCACCAGCACCAUUCCGCUGCUCAACUUUGUGUCACUUCAGUGUUUGGCGGCGACGGCGAUUAGCAAACACCGGAUACCCUACCACAAUCAACUGCACAGGCAGUUGGAGAAGUUCGUCCGGAACCACGAACCGUAAGGAUCAGAGUAUAGGAAGCUUAAUCGAAGCCUAAAGCGUGUUUGUGUCUAUGUCUUAUGUCAAAAUUGAAGGUGUUCCCAUAACGCCAAAUGAUUUUACCAGUUGGGAAUUUUCAAAAUUUCACCAGUGUCGGUUACUAUGUCUCGCUCUAUAUAUUAAAUACAUAUUUACAGAUAUCUAUAUCUAUUGUUAAAUCGGCUUAACGUAGUUUAAAACUCCAAUCGAGAUCAGAAGCAGAAUCAGAACAAAAAUUGUAACAGAACAAGCAAAAAGUGUAAACGAUGAACGUGAUAUUAAAAACUAUAUAUAUAUAGAGA